Molecule: messenger RNA, 387 nt
Organism: Podarcis lilfordi (Lilford's wall lizard)
Lineage: Eukaryota; Metazoa; Chordata; Lepidosauria; Squamata; Lacertidae
Source: the annotation of a GenBank genome assembly
AUGUUCUUGAGUAUAUUAGUAAUUGUGUUUGCAAAUGACACCAAAUUAAGUUUGAAUAAAGAGCUCCAAACAGGCAAGAAAAUGACAAAUGAGAUUCAGUGUAAUUGUCAAGUGAUUUACACUUGGGCAAAAAGAUCCCAUUUCACAUAUACCCUGAUGGGAUCUAAAUUUGCUGACCUCAGAGUAAAUUGUAAAGGAAGUCUUGGCAUUGUGAUGGAUAGCUCAAUAAAAAUGACCCAUCAGCCUUUGCAGACACCAUGUCCAGUGGUCAGGGAUGAUGGGAGGUGGAAACUUCAUCUUCAGAAUGUCAGUUGCCUGGAAAGAAACAGGGUGUGGAUAUCAUUGCUUCAUGCCCUGCAUAUGACGUUCCCAGAGGCAUAUGUCUGA